AAUUUUUUUAAGUGUAUUCUAUCCAUCGAUAGUACUGCCUGAGGCUGGGAUUUAAGUGUUUCUAAGGUACGGUCUCACUAACAAACAUUAACUGGAAUUUUCUGAAGGUAUCCAACUACAAAUUUUCUUGACUAUAAAAAAUGACUGGACGCGGCAAGGGAGGCAAAGGAUUGGGAAAGGGAGGCGCCAAGCGUCAUCGCAAGGUGCUCCGUGAUAACAUCCAGGGCAUCACCAAGCCCGCUAUUCGCCGCUUGGCCCGUCGCGGCGGUGUGAAGCGUAUCUCCGGCUUGAUUUAUGAGGAGACUCGCGGUGUGCUCAAGGUCUUCCUUGAGAACGUUAUCCGCGAUGCUGUCACCUACACGGAGCACGCCAAGCGCAAGACCGUAACCGCCAUGGAUGUGGUCUAUGCCCUCAAGCGCCAGGGACGCACCCUCUACGGCUUUGGCGGCUAAGGUGUUGGCCCUUUUUACUUACUUUGACAUAAAUAUAUCCCAUAAAGCUAAUUACUUGAUCGAAUUGAAAUUUAACCAGUAAUCAGUAACUAAAAUCUUAAUCAGACGCAGCAUAUUAUGUAUUCCACAAAGAUAAUCCCAUAAAUAAAUAGAAAGAAAAAUAGGCUCGCUUAGAGCACAAAAA
This is a messenger RNA of Drosophila kikkawai, 636 nucleotides long. It is a transcript of the gene His4r, whose product is annotated as Histone H4 replacement. The record is from RefSeq and is a predicted model, not a curated record. Gene Ontology annotation, cellular component: nucleosome. Gene Ontology annotation, biological process: nucleosome assembly. Gene Ontology annotation, molecular function: DNA binding; structural constituent of chromatin; protein heterodimerization activity. NCBI's taxonomy places the organism in Eukaryota, Metazoa, Arthropoda, Insecta, Diptera, Drosophilidae.